Gymnodraco acuticeps is the source of this 2649-nucleotide messenger RNA. It is a transcript of the gene zc3h10, whose product is annotated as zinc finger CCCH-type containing 10. Bases 244 to 1872 code for a protein of 542 amino acids. NCBI's taxonomy places the organism in Eukaryota, Metazoa, Chordata, Actinopteri, Perciformes, Bathydraconidae. The transcript is spliced from 3 exons. The record is from RefSeq and is a predicted model, not a curated record. Gene Ontology annotation, molecular function: metal ion binding.
UGCAUCAGGAAAUGUGGUAAACAGCACCAAGGGCCUCGAAGAUAUUGCCAAUAAUAAAAAUAAGUAGCUUAAUGCUUUUGUCAGUCGAGACAGCUGUAUCAUUAUUUAGGGGAUAGGAGCAGAACGUUUCUGCGUGGGAGUCCCUUGACUAUUCUCUGGAUCCUGCUUCUAGUUUCUAUUUGGUCACGCCCACCCCCCUCACACACAUGAGUGCUGUUUUCUCCUUGAGCUGGGCCAAGCGCCAUGCCUGACCGGGACAGCUCCUACCUGUCAGGUGGCAGUGGGGGUAGUCUGGGUGAGGAAGGAGGACCUGGGUCUGCAGGGGGCUCAGCCGAGGGCAGAGGGGGCUCAGGAGGAGGUGGCAACGGCUCUGGGAGCAUGGGGGGAGGAGGAGCUCUCGGAAAUGGUACCAGUUGUGGGAAUGGUGGAGGUGGGGGGCAAGGCUCAGGACUGGCAAUAGGAGGUGUCUGCAGGGACUUCAUACGCAAUGUCUGCAAGAGGGGAAAGCGCUGCCGCUUUAGACACCCAGACUUUAACGAAGUUCCAGAUUUGGGAGUGCAAAAAAAUGAAUUCAUUUUCUGUCAUGACCACCAGAACAAGGAGUGUAUGCGCUCCAACUGCCGCUUUGUCCAUGGAUCUAAAGAGGAUGAGGACUAUUACAAGAAAACAGGAGAGCUACCCCUCAGACUAAGAGGGAAAGUUGCAGCACGACUAGGCCUGUCCCCCAUCGAUCUCCCCCAUAGCCGUGGGGAAGUCCCUAUCUGCAGAGACUUUCUAAAGGGAGAGUGCCAGAGGAGCAAUAAGUGUAAAUUUCGUCAUGUCCAAAAAGACUUUGAAUAUGAGCCGUCAAGGGUUGGAGUGGGUGGUGUGAUAGGGCCAGGGCCCACUGGAAUGGUGAAUGCUGGGGGAGGGAUAGGUGUUGGAGCAGGAGGUCCCUGUGGAGGAAUGCAAGGACUUGUGGGAGGUGGAAGUGGAAGUAACAUGAUGGGGAUGGGCUGCCCCAUCCUGGGCGGUUGCAGAGAUCCCGGUAUCAUAGGAGUUGGGGGGGUAGGUGUAGGUGGGAUGAGCACUUGUCUGUCCAUGAAUUCUACAGGCCAACGACGGUAUGAAAGGAGCUCAGUGUAUGACCCUCUGCUUGAAAGUGGGCUGUUUGAUGCAAGCUCUCUGGAGGCCUCUAUGGACCACACUGCUCUACAGUUGAAGAGGCGACGGUUGGAGGGGCUGCGCCUGGCAGAUGUGACUGGAGGUGUGCACUACGAGCUGGGACUUCAUGCCACCUUGCCACCCCGUCCUCUGGAGUUCAGGUUCCUGGAGGAAGAUAACUGCCUGCUGAGGAAAAGAGUGGAAGAGCUGAAGAAGCAGGUUUCAAAUCUAAUUGCCACAAAUGAGGUUCUUCUGGAUCAAAACGCCCAGUUCCGCAGCCAGGCCAAGGUGAUGACGAUGUCCUCCACUCCUGUGCCCACUGAGCAGAGUCUGGUUCCCCCUUUGGGUGCAAUAGGUUCCUACAAUCAUAGCAUUGCCCAGACUCACACCACCCUGAGCAGCGCUGGACUGCAGCCUCGGCCUGUCACCCAGCAAGAUAUGGUAGUUUCUUCCGGCGCCCCUUCAGCGCCCCCUACUAGCGCCCAAUCUUCAGCCCCUCUGCCUCACCUCAACCCUGAGAUCACCCCCCUGUCAGCCGCUCUUGUACAGACCAUUGCCCAAGGGAUGGUGCCACCUGUUUCUAUGGCCCCAGUGACUGUAUCUGUGGCAUCAGUGGCAGUGUCCAUGACGCAGCCGAUGCCUGGUAUCACCAUGAGUCAUGCCACCACCCCAAUGGUGUCGUACCCUAUUGUGAGUCAAAGCAUGAGGAUCACCACUCUCCCUCACUGAUAAAGUGCAGGGCUGUAGAACCCACACAUCAGACUGUAGCAUUCUUAAAGGUGGGGUAGGUAAUUUUGGAGAAACCAGCUCGAGUGCACUAGAAUUUGAAAAUACACAACCGGAAAAAAUCUGCCACUUCCUUACAGAGCCCCUCCUCCAACACACACGAACGCGCACAUGACCAAUGAGGGCACGAGAUAAGUUUGUGCACAGAUGGAAGGCUGACAGGCAGGUAGGCCAUCCAGUUAUUUUUACAGUAUUACGGCUUCCACAGAUGAAAUAUUUUUAUGGAUUUUUUGUCAAAGCACUAAAGAUAUUCAUUGCUAUCGGGAUGUUAAGAGCAUUCCAUGGAAUAUAACAAAAAGUGUUUCUGAAAUAAAUUGCACACCCCACCUUUAAUUAUAAUGAAAGAAAAGCAUUGAAACUUUCGUUAAAAGGUCUGGCAUUGGAUGAAUGAAAUUAAUUUGAGCUCUACCCCACCUUUAACUGUGAUUUUUAACAAAGAUUGUUUCAAUGUUUUCUGAGACUCAACUAAAGACAGAACAGUGAAAAUGGUCUGAUAAUUGACAAUUGCAAUACUCCACCAGAGGGCAGGAUGAAGACACCCAGUUUUAUGGCAACAUUACAAAGACAAUUUUCCUUCAGACUGACCGACCUGUUAACAGUUUGUGUACCAAAUGUACCAAUUACCAUUUCUUCAAUACUGCUGUGCUGUCAUUUUGAAGACAAUAUGUUUGUGUAUCUGGUGAAAACCAACUAUGGUACAUUUAAAAAAAAAUCACUGAA